Messenger RNA from Scatophagus argus, 4624 nucleotides. It is a transcript of the gene arhgef7b, whose product is annotated as Rho guanine nucleotide exchange factor (GEF) 7b. The record is from RefSeq and is a predicted model, not a curated record. Lineage: Eukaryota; Metazoa; Chordata; Actinopteri; Scatophagidae. The transcript is spliced from 22 exons. Gene Ontology annotation, biological process: intracellular signal transduction. Gene Ontology annotation, molecular function: protein binding; guanyl-nucleotide exchange factor activity. Bases 293 to 2851 code for a protein of 852 amino acids.
ACAAGCAAAGGUGAUGCGAACAUCCGCUGUGAGAAAGAGAGGGCAGUGCGGGACAAUAAGAAGCGCUUAGAGGAAGAAACCAGCUUUUCUUCUCAUUUCCACAUCUGUUUUCCUCUGUUUGGGAACAGCAAGACCUGUCUGUGCUCCAUCCAGUGCUUGCUGGUUGUAAUGUUCAAAUAAGGCGAGGCUGACCCUUUUCAUUUUGGACGGACCACAAGUAGGAUAGCCAGCACAUCGAAGAGCGCUGCUGCUUCCUGCUGCUGUUUUAUACUAUCUGAGACCCGGGGAAGACAUGAAUUCAGCCGAACAGACUGUAACGUGGCUCAUAACGCUGGGGGUCCUGGAGUCCCCUAAGAAAAGCAUCUCGGAUCCAGAGGCUUUUCUCCAGACGUCCCUGCAGGAUGGAGUGGUGCUAUGCAGGCUGCUGGAGCGACUCAGACCCGGGACGGUGGACAAAUUUUUCCAGGAACCGAGGAGCGACAGCGACUGUCAGAGGAACAUCACGGAGUUCAUUAAAGGCUGCGGUGCUUUCGCAGUGGAGCCCUUUGAGAUCAAUGACCUCCUGCAGGGACUGAACUUCUCCAAGGUCCUCAACUCCUUGGUCGCCCUUAACAAAGCCACUGAAGAUUUAGGUGUUUCUGAAGACAGUGUGUGUGUGCCGCACUCCUCAUCACUGAGGAUCAAGUCAUUUGACUCUCUGAACGCUCAGAGUCGCUCCUCUAAACUGCUGCAGCCUCAGUACCGCAGCCUGGACAUGUCAGAGAGCAGUGGGUGCAGCCACGUGCUGGUCAAGGCGCGCUUUGCCUUCAAGCAGACCAACGAGGACGAACUCUCUUUCUCCAAGGGCGACAUCAUUACCGUGAUUCGGCAGGAAGAUGGGGGCUGGUGGGAAGGCUCGCUCAGCGGCAAGUGCGGGUGGUUCCCCAGUAACUACGUACGGGAGCUGAAAGGAAACGACAAAACGUCAGACAAGCCAAAGUCUGGAACACUGAAGAGCCCCCCUAAAUGUUUUGACACCACUAUCGUCAGUAAAACCUACUACAAUUUGGUCCUACAAAACAUCCUGGAUGCAGAGAGUGAAUAUUCGAGGGAGCUGCAAAGUCUCCUGGGCACAUACCUUCGCUCACUUCACCCCACAGACAGACUCAGCAGUGCUGACAUCAGUCACAUUCAGGGGAAUCUGGAGGAGAUCUCGACCUUCCAGCAGAUAUUGGCUCAGUCCUUGGAGGAGCAUACAAAACUUCCAGAGAGCCAGCAGAGGAUCGGAGGCUUCUUCCUGAGUCAGAUGCCCCAGAUAAAGACCAUCUACCUGGACUACUGCUUCAACCACCCGUCUGCUGUCAACGUACUCACGCAGCACGGUGACGAUCUGGGGAAGUACAUGGAGUCAAAGGGGGCACCCUUUCCUGGGAUCAUAACUUUGACCGCUAGUCUGAGUAAACCCUUCACCAGACUGGACAAAUACCCAACGCUGCUGAAAGAGCUGGACAGACACAUGGAGGAGCAACACCCUGACAGAGAGGAUCUCCGUGCUUGCAUGACUGCCUUUAAAAACCUUUCAGCUCAGUGUCUGGUGGUGAGGAAGAAGAAAGAGCUGGAGUUGCAGAUUUUAACGGAGCCAAUCAGAAACUGGGAAGGGGAUGACAUCAAAACCCUCGGCCCUAUUCUCUACAUGUCCACGGCUGCAGUCCACACGCACUCUCAGGAGCCAAAUGAACGCUACCUCGUCCUCUUCGCUCACACUCUGCUCAUGCUCUCUACCAGCCAGCGAAAGAGCGGAUUCAUCUAUCAGGGGAGGAUGCCUCUGUCGGGAAUGCUCAUCUCCAGGAUAGAAGAUGGUAUAAACCAGAGGAAUGCUUUUGAAAUUUCCGGUGGCCAGUGUGAGUGGAUGCAGGUGGCAUGUAACAGUCAGAAGGACCUGCAGGACUGGCUGGACUUUCUCACCAGGCAGACGCACACACCGGCCGCCCACACACACUCGCACAAGCCUCAGUCCGUCUGCCACACGCUGCCCUCUCACCCCGUCACUCCCUCCAGACUCUCGGAGUCCCGUGGAGGGAGCACCGGACACGCCUACCACACCCUUCCCCAUCCCUCUUCACAUGGGAUGACCCACAGCGGCAGCCCAAUGUGGGGACCCCUGGAGCCACCGAGUACCCCCAAACCCUGGAGCCUGAGCUGCCUUCGUCCUGCGCCCCCACUCCGACCCUCAGCUGCUCUCAGCCAGAAGGAGGAUUUGAGUAAGAGUCCUAAGAACAUGAAAAAGCUGCUCCCCAAGAGAAAGCCAGAGAGGAAACCUUCAGAAGAGGACUUCACUGUCAGAAAAAGUACCGCAGCUCUCGAGGAGGAUGCUCAGAUCCUGAAAGUGAUCGAGGCCUACUGUACCAGUGCCAAGACGCGACAGACUCUCAACUCCACCUGGCAGGGGACCGACCUCAUGCACAACCAUGUGCUCGCUGACACCAGCCUCACCGUCGCUGGUUUACCCGGCAACCUGCCUUGUUCUGACCAGUCAGAGGACUCGGAUUAUGACAGUAUCUGGACCGCCACUAGUUACAGGACCGCCUCAUUUUCUCGCUCCAGCAGAAAGGAUGUGCACAUGCUGUUCCCAGAGGAGGAGAAGAUCAUAGUGGAGGAGACCAGGAGCAACGGACAAACUGUGGUGGAGGAGAGGAGUCUGGUGGACACCGUGUACAGUCUGAAAGACGAGGUGCAUGAACUCAAACAGGACAACAAGAGGAUGAGGAGGACGCUGGAGGAGGAGCAGCGAGCGAGGAAGGAGCUGGAGAGGAUCAUCAGGAGAGUUUUGAAGAACAUGAACGACCCGACCUGGGACGAGACCAACCUCUGAGAUCCAUGUGUAUUUAAUCAUCUUCUGACCUUGGAAGGAUCAAAAAAGACCUCUGAACUGUGUGGACACGAGUCGACUUUUCACCGUUCUGACUCUGAAGUCCACUUACACAGCGACAAAACUUUGGACCAAGACAAUGCCUGCCGGCCAUGAGCAAAGCCAUCCCAACUGACCGUAAGCUGUGAAGCCAAAUUAGCUGGUAGGCGUGAUGACAUCACUUCCUUCUUUGGAGCACUGACAAAACUGAAUCACUUUCUCUUGUUUCCUUAUGUGUGUUUAUUUUUCAUUCCCUUUGUGCUUAUAUGCAGUAAGUCUAAAGUUUCACCAGUAUUUCAUAAAGUGGCCUGGUGCUCGAACAAGAACACUACAUGGGUUUCUAUAUUUCAGAAAUAUUAGAGUCGUAUGUGAAUGAAAGUCCUCGCCGAAACUUAAAAUUGUUUGCAUGAGCAGCAGUUUCAAAUGUUAAAUCAUCAUAUUAUUAUGAAAGAUAACUUUAGAAUUCUAUUUAUGUUAUUCAGUCAAACGCUAAUGAACUAUAGAGUUGGAUUAUUUAUCGUAGUAGGGCACAAAGUCACUACAAUUUAAUCAGAAGCAAAAUUUACCAGCAUUUCCAAGUGACCUGAUAUUUUACGGGAUGAGCACCGUAACAAUGACUGCAGCAGACAUUGCUUCAUGGGUUGUGUACAUUUCUUUUAUUUAUUUAUUUAAAAAUAUAUAUAUAAUACUUUUGUUUAAAAAAAUAAAAAAAAGGAACAGGAACUGCAUCACACAAAGAAGUUCAAUCUUUAUCAGUAAAUCUCAAAAACGUGUUAGUCACUGUUGCUAAAGGGUAGCUGGAGAUAGAGAGGAAGGGCCAAUAAGCUGCUGGAACAUUAUACGUGUCUGCCCGAAGCUGCAGUUCUGACAGGAAAAUACGUGCUAAUAAACACAGUAUUGCUGCCAAGUCACAAAUAGCUUGGAACUGAGUGGAUCUAACUCUCACAGCAGUAACUGUUUAAAGUAUGAAAAGAGUUGCAAUCCGAUACAUUAAAUAAGCAUAGUUGUGUCAUGGAAGUAAUUGGAAACUCCCAACGUAAAGCCCAUAAUUAAGGAAAAUGUUUAAUGCAGCCAGAUUUCUAAUGCAGUAUGCACACUGCUGACAGCUACAGGGUUUCCCUUUUCUUUUGUUCAUCUUCCGCUAAACAAAAUGUUCGCAGUGAGUCAGCUCUUUGCUCUUUGUGUUUCAAGACCAAAGUCCAAGCAAUAUAACACUAUAAAGAAGUUGUUUAGGUUUUUUUUUUUUUUUAAUGUUUUUUACUCUGUCGAUACGCAACUUAACUUUAGAGCGAUUUCCUAUUUUUGAUAUUUGUGAUUGGUUCACUCUUAAAAAAAAAAAACAAAAACAAAAAAAAACAAAAACCUGGUUUUGAUUUGUAACACUGCUAAUUUUUAUUUUUUAUUUACCUGACCCUUUUGAUCACGCUACAGAUGAUUUGUAUUUCUCAUGAGCGUCAGGAGACGUGCCUUGCGGACAAAAAAAAAAAAUAUUUCCUCUGUUAAAGUUAUCACUUCGAGAAACUUCACCCACAAGUGAGAUAUUCAUGAAAUAGAACCCACACUAAUGUAAGCCAUGUAAUGUAAAUCUUAUUUAACUUAAAGUGACUGACGUAAAUGUAAUGUGUAUUCUAAUGUUACCACUGAUUACAGUAGUUGCUAUUACAAGAAUAACCCUCCCCGUCCUUUCUAUUUAUUUCACCCAUUUGUCUGUGAAUUAAAGUACUGAAUCAAAGACGG